CCCAAUUGCUAUCCCUUUCUCGCACCCGCUUCGUUUUCUCUCCACGGCAUCGUUCCUUCUUCCAUAAAACGGCUUCUCGUUUUAAAUCCCCGUGGAACGGCGAGGUUUCCACCCUCUGUUAGUAUAAACUCAGGCUCAGCAGUCCGCCAGCACAAGCAACUGGUUCCUCGUAGCAAUAUCCAACAAUUUCAAUCUCUUCUCCAAUUCAAAGGGUUGAUUGGAUUGUAUUGGAUGUUUUUGUUUCAAAAUGUCUUCAUGUAUCAAUGGGCAAACGAGUGAUCAACAAAAUGGCUCCAUGGAUAUCGACGAGAGUGGUUCAAAGCCUCAGGAAGCGGAUGAAAAUGAGAAUGAGGAUGAAGACGAGGAGGAAGACGUAGAUUUCAACCCCUUUUUGAAGGGAACACCUUCGCCAGAAGCUUCUUCGAGUUUGAGCUCUGAAGUCGAAGGUUUGGAGGGUAAUUCUUCUAAACCAACUAUUGGUGAAGUGCGAAAUUAUGCUGUUGGAGAUUCUGAGCAUGGAGAGGAGGUUGUGAUGCAAAGUGCGUUUUCUCCUGAGAGUGAAAAACAACUCCAAAGACCCCUUAAUAGAAAAUCUAAGAAGAGGAAAUGUGAUUCCAUCUCUCAACCGGAAAAUGAAAGUGUUCGAGAGAAGGAGAAUACCUUAAGUAUACCUGCAAUGAGUUUGGAUGGCGAGGAUGCUAUUUGGAAGCGCACUAGGGCUCGCUAUUCCCUUGCAAGUUUUACGCUCGAUGAACUUGAGACUUUCCUUCAAGAAACUGAUGAUGAGGAUGACCUUCAGAAUGUUGAUGAUGAAGAAGAAUACAGGAAAUUUCUUGCAGCUGUUUUACAGGGUGGAGAUGGUGAUGGUCAAGCGACUCAAGAUAAUGGAAAUGUUGAUGAUGAAGAUGAGGAUAAUGAUGCAGAUUUUGAGAUAGAACUUGAAGAGUUGCUUGAGAGUGAUGUUGAUGACAGUAAAAGGUAUAAGGAUAGAAAAGUGGAGCAUGAGAGAGGUGGUCGACGUCCAGAGACCAGGCAGAAUAGACGCCAAAAGGCCUCUGCUCUGUACAAAAAGAAGCUUUUAGAACAGACAAAGAGGCCUUUGCGCCCCCUGUUGCCAAUUUUGCCAAAUGGAGCAAUUUCUUCGUUCUCUACUGCUGAUGGGAAGAGUUUGAUGCCUGAGGCUGCCCCAAGCUAUCUGUCUUCUCCAGCGGAAGAUGGCUUCAUAAAUGGAUUCACCCCACAGCAAAUAGGCCAGUUGCAUUGUUUGAUACAUGAACAUGUGCAGCUUCUUAUUCAAGUGUUUUCCCUUAGCAUUCUUGAUCCUUCCCGGCAACAGAUUGCCUCCCAGGUUCAGGGAUUAAUUUUUGAGAUGCUUCAUAAACGUGAUGAAGUAAUAGCCUGCGGAAGUGUGCCAUAUCCUUGUAUUUGCUUUCGCCCUCCCUAUAUGUGCCCGUCAGUGACAGAUGAACCCUCCAACGAUAACCCAGCGCAAUGCACUGAAUCCUCUUCUACUCCAAACGAACAGAUGUUAGUUUCUCAAAACAUUUCCAUGGCCAAGGGAAGAAAUAAUCCUGUUUUCAAUGGUCAGAAUAGUUCCCCACAAACUGCUGGCUUGUUCUGGGCACCAUUCAUGGGUGAUCCAAUAAUAUCCAUUCUAGAUGUAGCUCCGCUUAAUUUGGUUGGAAGGUAUAUGGAUGAUGUUUUUAAUGCUGUCCAGGAAUAUCGGCAGCGUCAUUUGGAUUCUAGUUGUGAUACAUGGAAUGAGAGGGAACCACUCUUUCAGCUUCCUGGUUCUCCAUUCUUAACUGACGCAAAUGGUGAAGUUUCAAAAGCAAAGGUGCUUACUGCUGCUAGUACAGUGCCAUCUACACCUCGUCUACAACCACCUAAGAAGACAUUGGCUGCUUCCAUUGUUGAGAAUGCCAAAAAGCAAUCAGUUGCUUUAGUCCCAAAAGAUAUUAGCAAGUUAGCACAGAGGUUUUUUCCUCUGUUCAAUCCAGCACUAUUUCCGCAUAAGCCACCUCCUGCAGCUGUUGCAAAUCGAGUCCUUUUUACCGAUUCAGAGGAUGAAUUGUUAGCUUUGGGAAUGAUGGAAUAUAAUACAGAUUGGAAGGCAAUUCAACAGCGUUUUCUUCCUUGCAAAUCUAAGCACCAGAUUUUUGUUAGGCAGAAAAAUCGUUGCUCAUCAAAAGCACCAGAAAAUCCAAUAAAGGCAGUUCGGAGGAUGAAAACUUCUCCAUUGACUGCAGAGGAGAUAGAAUGCAUUCAUGAGGGACUCAGGGUUUUUAAACAUGAUUGGAUGUCAGUUUGGAGAUUCAUUGUCCCACAUAGGGAUCCAUCCUUACUAGCCCGACAGUGGCGGAUUGCCCUUGGAACUCAGAGAUCAUAUAAAUUAGAUGCUGCAAAAAAGGAAAAACGACGGAUAUAUGAAUCAAAUAGAAGAAAGUGCAAAACUGCAGAUUUGGCAAACUGGCAACGGAUAUCUGACAAAGAGGACAAUCAUGUUGACAGCACAGGUGGAGAAAAUAAUAGUGGAGAUGAUUAUGUAGAUCAUGCAAGUGACGCUUAUGUUCAUCAGGCAUUUUUAGCAGAUUGGAGACCAGAUGCAUCAUGCCAUUCCUGCUUAAACCUUAGGGACAAAAACCUUCCUAGUGGUGCAUUGCUAAGAGAGGGUAGUCACAUUAGGGAGCAAUCCCAGAUUGAUAAUAUGCAUGGCUUUCCAUAUGCUCGUUAUUAUCAAUAUCCUCAUAAUAUGUCACACUUUACUCAUGUUAGACAUUGUCCUCCUAAUUCUGUGCAACUGAACCACCAAGUUUCUGACACAGCACCAAAUGCUGCUAAGUCUCAAAUUUAUUUGUGGCCAUAUCGGACUCGUAUAACUGAUGGUGCACACUUAGUGAAAUUGGCUCCAGACUUGCCCCCUGUAAAUCUUCCACCAACUGUUCGUGUAAUUUCUCAAGCAGCUUUCAAAAGCAACCAGUGCGGAGUGCCUAUAAAGGUAUCUGCCUCAGGAGGUAGUAAUAGUGAUGCUGGAAAAGAAAAUAUAGUUCCUCAGCUUCCACAUGUUGCAAAUUUGAGAACCACCAGUUUGGCAAAAGCUAAAAGGGAUAAAAGCAAUCAAGUGACAGAUGAUGUCACAAAUUCAUGCCCAGAAGAGCUAACAAGUUCACAUCGUGAAGAAUCUUCAGUUCUCCAUGAUACAUGUGGUGCUGAAGAGAGGGGUGCUGAUUCAGAUCUUCAGAUGCAUCCGUUACUGUUCCAAGCUCCUGAAGAUGGACGUCUAUCAUAUUUUCCACCGAGUUGUAGAACUGGUACUUCUAGUUCUUUUACAUUCUUUUCAGCAAAUCAGCCUCAGUUGAAUCUGAGUCUCGUUCAUGGUCCACACCAAGCAAAUCACAUUGCUGGUUGUUUCAAUAAAUCUUCAAAGACAAAGGAAUCUGCUUCAGCAUCAUGUGGGAUUGACUUCCAUCCUCUUUUGCAAAGAACUGAUGAUGAAAAUAGUGACGUUGCCACAGCAUGCUCCAAUACUCACCAAUUUGUUUGCUUGGGAGGCAAAUCUGCUCAAUUUCAAAAUACUUUAGAUGCUGUUCAGACUACAUCACUGGUCAAUAGUAGUCCAUCUGCUACUGGCUCAAAAGCCUCUGUUCCGAAUGAGAAAGCUAAUGAACUGGACUUGGAAAUCCAUCUAAGUUCUACGACCAGAAAAGAGAAAACUAAGGAAAGUAGAGAUUUUGGUGCAAAUAAUGAACCAAAGUCAACAAUAAGUGCACCAAAUGCUGGAAAUACAAUUGAAAAGCACAAAACUAACAAUUCAUGUCACCAACAAAACGGUGCUAGUGCUGAUGCGUCAAUUGUCCCAAGCAAUAAUGACAGCGGCUGCAACAUGGAUGACCUAGGGGACCAGUCUCACCCAGAGAUUGUGAUGGAACAGGAAGAGUUGAGUGACUCUGAUGAAGAAAUUGAAGAACAUGUAGAGUUCGAACGUGAGGAGAUGGCUGAUUCUGACGGGGAGGAGGGUUUGGGCUGUGAACUAGUUGCAGAGGUGCACUAUAAGGACCUUCCAAGUUUGGCAACAGAAAAAAUUGCAACUGAUGCAGAUUGUGGUGAUAAACAAUGUGAAUGGAGUAGUCCUGUUCAUCCUCAGAGCAAUACUUCUAUCCCUGGGAAAGGCAGUCCUUUCUUAGAGUUGGGUCUGACAAGCCUGGGGAAGGAUGCUGCUAGCAGCUCUUGGUUAACUCUAGAAUCAUGUGCGACUGUUGAUCCUCCAAGCAGAAAGGAUAAGCAUGAAGAGUGUGCAAUGAGUGUUUGUCCUAUUGCCAAAAACUUAGCUUCAUGUCGUCCCAAUAGAUCUUGCAGGAAGACAACACCAAGCAUGAAAACAGUUGCAACAGAGAAGGAAGUUACGGACAUGGCACAACAACUCAGCCUUGGUCCUCUCGCUGUUUCCUCAUUGAAGAAACCCAGGAAACGAUCUUGUCGAACAAAUACAAGUUUGAGCACAGGAAUGACAACUGAAAAUCCCAGAUACGAUCAAGAGAAGCUGGGUUGACUUUGCUUUGUCACUAACUCUUUUACCAUGAAGCUUUUCUGAUUUGUAUGCCCACUGGAGAUAUGCUAUGAAUAGGAGGGGGUAGCUUUUUGUGUUAAUUAUUUGUGAAUUAAAAUUAGUAAAUUUUAUCAUUUAUUCUAGGGUUAUGUACAUGUGAUAUUUUGCUUGUAGAUAGAUUCUGUUAACACUCCCAAUUUGCGUAAAACGGGUUGUUGUGGAGGAUUUUAAAUUGAAACAUAAUGUAGUCUAAAGAGAUCAAUGAAAAAGGGAUUACCAAUA
This is a messenger RNA of Hevea brasiliensis (rubber tree), 4828 nucleotides long. RefSeq lists its product as uncharacterized. Bases 248 to 4549 code for a protein of 1433 amino acids. Lineage: Eukaryota; Viridiplantae; Streptophyta; Magnoliopsida; Malpighiales; Euphorbiaceae. The record is from RefSeq and is a predicted model, not a curated record. Gene Ontology annotation, biological process: regulation of DNA-templated transcription. Gene Ontology annotation, cellular component: nucleus. The transcript has 9 exons. Gene Ontology annotation, molecular function: transcription coregulator activity.